UGAAAAAUGGUUUACCUCUGCCUCCAACGUUGUAUAUGCCAGACGCUGUACGUACUACGCUACUAACUAAACUCACUCAGUUAUUGUUUUGUGUUGAACUGCAGCAUUGACGAGUCACGACUAAUGUAUAGUGUGUUCCAACUCCCGAGAUGAUACAAAAUCUUGGCACCACUAAAGGAUAUGUUACGAUUAUAUUAUCAUCAGAGAACCCGACAAGUCUCGUAGAGUGUUUGACGUUGACUGUGGGGCUUUGACGUUAUGAUAUACGACUUUAUAUUGCGUUUAGCGAUGAAAAUCAAGGACAUGCUCUGCAUGUAUUGGCAUAUAAUGUUAUCACCAGUCCUCUGAUGGCUCUGUGGCUCUAUGGCGGUCCUGGUCUGUUCAAGGAUGGACAGACUCGAGUGGUCAGACCGGUCAACAUCAGCGCCGUGCAGGGUGGAUCAACAGCCGAUGCAGAAAUGAGCGCCUGGCCUACUAUCACAAUAGGUUUGAGUGAAGAUAAUGUUCAUUCCACGGGAUCUCCUGUUCCCGGGGCCAACAGCCACGAGGCUUUCCCGCCAUGCCUCUUCCACGUGCGUGUAAAGAUUAAAAACGUUGGCGGUUGUGCCGAGAAAUUUUUGCUUCCCCCAUUCCUUCUUCCACCUAUGUCCACAGCACGAAUAAUGCACAACACGGCCCCGCGAUCUAGUCCCGCAGCUAUAAACACCGACCUCCUAACCAGCGAGAAUUUGAUUGAUGCGAAUCCAGUGAUUGAGGAGCCUGCCAUGUCCAUCGAGGUCGACAUUAAUGAAAAUAUAUCGGGCGCCCUUAGGCUGGAACAGGAACAGGUCCGAGAUGAGAUCGAGCCGAGUAACGCGAGUGAGCAACAUGUGGCCUCCAUCGAGGGAGGUCUGGCCAGAACUAUGUCAAGCACUCUGGAGCAGACCCCGGACAAUGAAAAAGAGCCGAAUAAAACGAAAGAGAAUCCUGCGGUGUCCAUCGAAGGAAGCCUUGCUAAGAUGUGACUGUCAACUCAUCAGCACCGUGUACUUAACGUUUGACCAUGUUUCUUAAGGUCAGACACGCUGGGGCAGAUUCUCGAUGUCCUCAAAGAAUCGACCAUCGC
Messenger RNA from Suillus bovinus, 1105 nucleotides. RefSeq lists its product as uncharacterized. The transcript is spliced from 5 exons. The record is from RefSeq and is a predicted model, not a curated record. NCBI's taxonomy places the organism in Eukaryota, Fungi, Basidiomycota, Agaricomycetes, Boletales, Suillaceae. The coding region runs from base 348 to 1004 and encodes 218 amino acids.